AUGGUGAACGGGACCGCGGCGGUGCUAGAGCCCACGUUCACAGGGUAUGUGGCUACCACACAGGAUGCGCUGAUUCUUUUCGAGGCAUGCUUGACAGGCGUCUUGCAUCAUGUCCCCCGUCGACCACAUGAUCGAGAGCGAAGUCAUUUGGUGCGCAGUGGGAGUGUCUUCAUUUACGAGGAGAACUCCUCAGGGAUCAAACGAUGGACCGACGGUGUCACUUGGAGUCCCAGUCGCAUUUUGGGCAAUUUCUUGGUUUACCGCGAGUUGGACAAACCUUUCCCUCCCGGUGAGAAGAAACGCGCCAUGAAAAAGGCCAAUCGACGCCCCGUACCACCCACUCGACCUGGUGAGCCAUAUCCGCGACACGACAGCAACGGUCAGAGUUAUUCUCCGACAUCCCCUCCAGCCGCCUUUGGGGAACGAGCACAUCAGUCCGAAGUCGAGCGAGCAUUGGUGGGGUCGCUGGUCGAUUCAUACGGCUUCAAGGACUCGGGUUUGGUCAAGAAGACCAUGAGCGUGACUGUCAUGGGUAUCACCCAUCACCUGGUCUCCUAUUACAGUGUGGACGACGUGAUCCGUGGCGCACUGAGCUGUCCUUCCUUAGUCGAGUCGCUACGCUACAUUCGACCGCGCAUCGACUUGACUUCCAAACAGAGCUUCCGUGCUCCCAUCGACGACCACGAGUCAAAUGCCAUGGAAAGUGCUGCUCAUGACCCUUCGCACGCAGCCCUCUACGGAUACCGUCCACAAAUGAUGGCUCCCCCAGCCUAUGGAAUGCCAAAUCCACCACCCGAUUUCUACAUGCAUCCCAACCACUACGCAGCCACUCACGCUCCACAACAGGGUCCCAUCCCAGGAUACUCCAUGGGCGGCAGCAUGCCUGGACAACCAGCACCCAACCCAUAUCUCCCAUCCCCUUCAGUCGCAAACCCGAUGGUGAAACAGGAAGAUUAUCAUGCAUUCCGCGCUGGUCCAUACGGAGGAAGUAUGGAUUCGAUGAGUCACAGCCUCUCCUCAUCCAUCCCUGGUGGACUCAACUCCAGCAUGUCCGGUUCCCUGAGCGAGCGCAAUCGCUCAACAUCGGAUCAUAGCCCAUCCGCAUACCGCAACUCCUCCAUAUCAUCUCGAAGUGUUGCAACCGACGCCACAUCUCCCAUGGAUUCCUCCACGCCAGGCACGUAUUCACGAAGCAGUUUUGGCUUACCUAGCCACAUGGAAAACACUCAUCUUGAUUCUCGCGGUAUUGGCCCACUCGACCCGAAUGUACCUCGUCGUGAAUCCAACCCCGUUCACCCCUCAUACUACGCCACCCCAGAUCGUUCACAAUAUUAUGUCGGUGCGGCGGCCCCCGUCAAUCACCCCCACUACGCAGCCUGGACAACCACCGCUCCGGCACAACCCCAAAUUUAA
This is a messenger RNA of Penicillium verhagenii, 1413 nucleotides long. Its product is annotated as camp independent regulatory protein. Lineage: Eukaryota; Fungi; Ascomycota; Eurotiomycetes; Eurotiales; Aspergillaceae. The record is from RefSeq and is a predicted model, not a curated record. Gene Ontology annotation, molecular function: DNA binding. Bases 1 to 1413 code for a protein of 470 amino acids. The transcript has a single exon.